Messenger RNA from Sinocyclocheilus grahami, 1748 nucleotides. It is a transcript of the gene arfgap1, whose product is annotated as ADP-ribosylation factor GTPase activating protein 1. The record is from RefSeq and is a predicted model, not a curated record. Lineage: Eukaryota; Metazoa; Chordata; Actinopteri; Cypriniformes; Cyprinidae. Bases 1 to 669 code for a protein of 222 amino acids. Gene Ontology annotation, cellular component: Golgi membrane. The transcript is spliced from 8 exons. Gene Ontology annotation, molecular function: GTPase activator activity. Gene Ontology annotation, biological process: regulation of endocytosis; regulation of ARF protein signal transduction.
AUGGGGAUGGUCCCUCACCCCAGCAAUGCCGGAGCGUCCGGCGCGCAGGAUAAUCGAUAUGUAGGAUUUGGAAACACUCCCAACCCGCCCAAGAAAGAUGAAGACUUCGUGAACAACGCCAUGUCUUCCAUCUACUCGGGCUGGAGCAGCUUCACCGUUGGAGCCAGUAAGUUUGCGUCGGUCGCUAAAGACAGUACCACAAAAUUGGCCAGCCAAGCAACUCUGAAGGCUUCUGAAUUGGGACAGACGUUAAAUGACAGUGUUCUCAGGCCCACACAGGAGAAGGUGAAGGAUGGAAAGUUGUUUGAUGAAAUGGCCGUCAGCAUCACAGGUCUGGCCACAAAGGUUCAGGGUGCAGGCGCUAAAGGCUGGAAGGACAUGACGUCUUUCUUCGGUGGGAAACAAGAGGCCGCUGAUGAUGGUUCUGCUUAUGAAGAAGGAUAUCAGAACCAGGGGCCUAAGCGCGACUUCUGGGAAACCUUUGGUAGUAACUCGGCUCUCAGCGGCAACUCUGUAGAGAGGAGCUCAGAAGACCAGUCCAACAACAAGAAUAGUGCUGCAGACAGCUGGGACACCUGGGACAACGACUGGGAGAAAGCUGGAGAUGACAAGGACAAGAAGAGCACGUCGAAAGCGACCGAGGACUCUUGGGACAACAGCGGCUGGUAGACCUGCAGAGGGUUUGUGUGUUUGCUUUCAUUGGCCUGUCCUGUACAACACGCAUCACAAACACACCUCUGACUGGACGUGUCCCUCGUUUCGCCUGUCGUUGUUCGUUUCUGUUGAGAAUAGGUUGAUAAAGAUCUUUUUGAUGUCUCUGUCCAUGAUGGAGAUGUUUAAUAUUACAGUAUAAAGUUUGAUAUUAUAGUGGAUUUGACACCAGCAGAAAUCUGCAUGUCAUCUGCUGUUUGUGGUCCGUAGAUCAUAAAGCUUCAGAUCGCAGUGGCUUUCCUGUGUUAUGACAGAAUCCUGUUUGUUCAUGGUUUUUUAUUUUAUAUGUAUGUGUUCAUUAUAUAUGUGUAUAUAUGAUGAGCUGUCAAACAGAUUCCUAUUCAAAAAAAAAAAAAUGCAUUUUUAUCAGCAAAAUCGUUCAGGCUUCCUGUUCAUGAUGUAAUCACCAUAACCAAACGUUCGUCUGUAGAAGCAUGACGCAUGGGCUUUUCAUCGUUUUAGUUAAUAUCCUUCAGUUCAUCAUCCAUCACCUCAUGGCCUUUUUAUAGAAAUCAACUAAUAUUCUUUUUUUUUGUGUGUGUGUUGGGCAUUUAUAAUCAUGUUAUGUAUUUAGUUUGUUUGUUUCCUCCUGUAAUAUUAUCUCGUGUUGUCCAUGAUGUGAAAUGUGCUGUUCAUGAGCUCUUGGAUUACAUGAAAGAACAAAUUAUCUCAAAGAUUUCCUGUGAAACUCAAGACUUGGACAUCAAACAUCAUUAUUUAUUCAUGUUUUUCAUUUAUUUUGUUCUUUUAUUUGUGAUUUCGGCUAAACGGGAUGUUUCUCCUUACCUCAGUAAUAAGGUGGUUGUUUUCUGUAUUGUCAAGUUUGCCCCGAAUCUCUUUGAUAUUGAAUAUUGCUGUUAUUCACACAUCAUGUGUUCAUGAAUUCAUUGACAUCUACUGCUUUAUGGAUGUACCUGACUAACACAUCUCUGCUAUGUAUGUUUGAACUGUAACAAUGCCUGCUGUGUCUGAGGAACGUGGGUGAGCUACACUAUAUUCUGUUAGUUAAAUAGUAUAGUUAAUAAAGCUUUAAACAC